UUUGAACAUUCCACUUUGUUUUCCCAUUACUAUUAAUAAUUUACGUUUUCCCAGACAUCAUUGAUUUUGUACCCAUAAAAGAAUUCUCCUUUUCUUCUCUUCCCCCCCCCCUCCAUAUAUUUUGGAAUGCUACUUUACUUCUUCAUCAGUUGUUUUCCCUUCAUUUUCUUUUUAAAGUCCUUAGCUUUGAAAUCACUCCCACCAUGGGCAACUGAGGUGAGAUUGUUGUCUAGCUGGUUUUGGAAAGACGUUUCCAUUUUCCCCAGUUCCAGGUUGAUCAAAACGUUCUUGGUUUUGGUCUUGGGUUUUUCACUAAUCCCUUCGGAAUUGUCUCUCAAAAAGAUAUCUUUCACUUCAAAAGUUGAUAACUUUGAGGAGGUUGAAGAAAGUGCCAUGUCAGUUCUGGACCUACCAGAUUUGGUCUUGGAAUGCAUUCUCGAGCGGCUACCACCGGCUGCUCUUUCUAGCAUGGCGGGUGUUUGCAGCUCUUUAAGAAGUAGGUGUAUCAGUGACCAUCUCUGGGAAAAACACAUGAAAAACAAGUGGGGUAGAAUUAUUGGUCCUGCUGCUUAUAGAGAGUGGCAAUGGCAUAUUGCUUUAAAAACAAGAAAGGAUUCAAGUCAACUGAAACAGGGGAAACCGAAAGGUUUGAUGAGGAUUUUAUCAAUUGUUAGGUCAUCUUGGUGGAUUCAGUCAAAGGUUGAUGAUAGUAGUAAGCAGUGUUCUUUGCCGGAUGACUCAAUUAUGUCCUGGUUUCUUGCUCUUGAAACCGGCAGGUUCUGGUUCCCUGCUCAGGUCUAUAACCGUGAGAAUGGCCAUGUUGGGUUCAUGUUGUCAUGUUAUGAUGCAGAACUGAGUUAUGAACCCCGUACUGAUACCUUCCUAGCCAGGUACCCUCCACAUGGAAGGAGGGCAGCUGCCAUAGAGAAAAACGUGCCUUGGGAAAGGCUCCGAGCGCCGCCUUUCGACACUUCACCACAUGAUCUUCAUAUUUCCGAUUGUUUGAAUGAGCUACACCCUGGUGAUAACAUUGAGAUUCAGUGGAGAAGAAAAGAAUUCCCAUAUGGUUGGUGGUAUGGUGUAGUUGGUCACUUAGAAUCAUGUGCAGGGUAUGAAAAUUAUUGCCGAUGCCAUAAUAGUAACACAGUGGUGUUGGAGUUCAAUCACUACACCCCUGGCUCAAGGUGGGGGCGCACGACAGUUCAUCGGAAAGAACAUCGAGAGGAAGGAAACGAGGCAGAUGGAUUUUAUGGUGGAAUCAGAAAACUUUGUAAGGAAGAGGAUAUUUCGAUAUGGAAACGCCUUUGGCCGUCCGAAAUCUGGAAUAGCUAGCGUUAUAUAUAAAAA
This is a messenger RNA of Hibiscus syriacus, 1347 nucleotides long. RefSeq names its product F-box protein At2g32560-like. The record is from RefSeq and is a predicted model, not a curated record. Gene Ontology annotation, molecular function: protein binding. NCBI's taxonomy places the organism in Eukaryota, Viridiplantae, Streptophyta, Magnoliopsida, Malvales, Malvaceae.